AUGGCGCCGGCUGCUCCACACCAUGCUGAUAAUAAUAAUCAGGAUUCAGCUGCGAAAAAAGUGAAGUUGGAGCAAAAUGUUGGAAAACCGUCCCGAGUUAUACAUAUACGGAACAUACCAAAUGAAACGACAGAAGCUGAGAUCAUUCAAUUGGGGCUGCCUUUUGGCCGAGUGACUAACGUAUUGGUGCUCAAAGGAAAGAAUCAGGCAUUCUUAGAGAUGGCUGAAGAGAUAUCAGCUGUGGCUAUGGUCGCUUACUUUGGAGGCUGCGUCGCACAACUGAGGGGACGUGCUGUCUAUGUACAGUUUUCAAAUCACAAAGAGCUCAAAACCGACCAGACACAUAGCAAUGCGUCGGCUUCAGCGCAGGCAGCUCUUCAAGCAGCGCAGGCCAUUUCAAACACCGCCGGUGCUGCGUUAGUCGCAGGCGCAGGCACGGCUCUUCAGCCUGUGAAUGGCGGCACUGAAAUACAGGGAGGGCCCAACACCGUGUUAAGAGUGAUCAUAGAACACAUGCUGUACCCAAUUGUGUUGGACGUGCUGUACUCCAUCUUCCAGCGAUAUGGAAAAGUGCUCAAAAUCGUUACAUUCACGAAAAAUAAUUCAUUUCAAGCCUUAAUCCAGUAUCCGGACACGGGCUCCGCUCAAAUGGCGAAAACGCAAACAAUACAGUGUUACAGCACUCACGCCACAAUAGUCCGCGGUCGAAUGGGACAUCAUUUUUCUCCACAACUUUUCCCAUUCGGUAUUCAUUUGCGUUAG
Pieris macdunnoughi is the source of this 762-nucleotide messenger RNA. Lineage: Eukaryota; Metazoa; Arthropoda; Insecta; Lepidoptera; Pieridae. The record is from the annotation of a GenBank genome assembly.